GGUCCCGGGUUAUUCCGUAGUUCCCUGCGCCGCGGUGUUGUAGUGGAGUAACGCCUUCAUAGGAAUUUGUGUCGUCUCUCCGCUGCUGAAUUUUAUAAAGGAGGCCCUUCUUGCUCUGGAGCAAUGGUGGUCCUGGCUUUGUGGUCAGCUGGGGCCAGUUGACAGUGUUCAGUUUGCUGGACCGCGGCGAAGGGAGUUGCGAUGUGAAAGCAGGGAGUUGUGAGUCUUACUUCACAUUUGGUUUGCUUUGAGGUAUACCCUUAAACUGAGAUGUUGUUAUUGGGCCCGUGUUGCAAUUCUGGUGAAAGGUAUCCCCUUCGAAUGUAGGACGAUGCUUCUUCGCUGUGCUAAUGCAUGGGUUUUCUAGGUCUUCUCUUUUCCUUUCUAACACAACUACAUUUUGAGCAAUAACUGGAAUGAAGGACUUAGAUAUUGGAUUUCCCUAGGAUAUGUGGCUUAUACCUGAUGGUGGAAUGUAACAAGAGAAUCUUUAGCUUCGGAUCAAGACAAACUAGUUUUGAACAAGAUCGAUCAGAGGAAAUUCUUUGCUUUUGGGAAGAAAAUAUGAAAGUUAACUAGCCUGGUGCUGUACUCAGAGGGUCUUCUGAGUUGGGAUGAAACUGCAUCACCCCUUGGACAUUAGGAUCAGCAUGAACUACACCAGAAGGAAAUGGGGGAGAUUCGUGCUUCAUUGAACAAAAGAAAAGGAUUGAUGGAAGUUCUCUGGCUGAUUCCGAGGAAAGUCAUAAUGUGUAAAAUUAUCUUCAAAUUUGUAACUACAUAGGUUUCUUGCCAUCAGAUUGUGAUGACCCAACAAUAUUGACAAGAGAAAAAAAAAAUCCACAAAGAUUACCACUUUGAAUAUACAGAAUGUGACAGCAGUGGCUCCAGGUGGAGAGUGGCCAUUCCGAAUUCUGCUAUGGACUGCUCGGGCCUGCCUGACCCUGUGAGAGGCAAAGAAUGCACUUUCUCCUGUGCUUCUGGAGAAUAUCUAGAAAUGAAGAACCAGGUUUGCAGUAAAUGUGAAGAAGGUACCUACUCCUUGGGCAGUGGUAUUAAAUUUGAUGAAUGGGAUGAAUUACCAGCUGGAUUUUCCAACAUUGCGACGUUCAUGGACACUGUGGUUGGCCCUUCUGAUAGUAGGCCAGACGGCUGUAACAAUUCUUCUUGGACCCCACGUGGAAACUACAUAGAGUCGAAUCGUGACGACUGCACGGUGUCUUUGAUCUAUGCAGUGCACCUGAAGAAGUCAGGUUAUGUCUUCUUUGAGUACCAGUAUGUCGACAACAACAUCUUCUUUGAAUUUUUUAUUCAAAACGAUCAGUGCCAGGAGAUGGACACCACCGCUGAUAAGUGGGUGAAACUCACAGACAAUGGAGAAUGGGGCUCUCAUUCUGUCAUGCUUAAAUCAGGCACAAACAUACUAUACUGGAGAACUACAGGCAUCCUUAUGGGCUCUAAGGCGGUCAAACCAGUGUUGGUAAAAAAUAUUACAAUUGAAGGGGUGGCUUACACCUCAGAAUGCUUUCCGUGCAAGCCAGGCACCUUCAGCAACAAACCGGGUUCAUUCAACUGCCAAGUUUGCCCCAGAAACACUUACUCUGAGAAAGGAGCCAAAGAAUGCAUAAAAUGUGCAGAGGAGUCCCAGUUUUCAGAGGAAGGAUCCAGUGAGUGUACAGAGCGCCCUCCCUGUACCACCAAAGACUAUUUCCAAAUCCACACUCCAUGUGAUGAAGAAGGAAAGACACAGAUAAUGUACAAGUGGAUAGAGCCAAAAAUCUGCCGGGAGGAUCUUGCAGAUGCUAUUAGAUUGCCCCCUUCUGGAGAGAAGAAGGAUUGUCCACCUUGCAACCCGGGAUUUUAUAAUAAUGGAUCUUCUUCUUGCCACCCCUGCCCUCCUGGAAUGUUUUCAGAUGGAACAAAGGAAUGUAGACCAUGUCCAGCAGGAACAGAGCCUGCACUUGGGUUUGAAUAUAAAUGGUGGAAUGUCCUUCCUGGCAACAUGAAAACAUCCUGUUUCAACGUUGGGAAUUCAAAAUGUGAUGGAAUGAAUGGUUGGGAGGUGGCUGGAGAUCAUAUCCAGAGUGGGGCUGGAGGUUCUGACAAUGAUUACCUGAUCUUAAACUUGCACAUCCCGGGGUUUAAGCCACCAACAUCUAUGACUGGAGCCAUGGGUUCUGAACUAGGACGAAUAACAUUUGUGUUUGAGACUCUCUGUUCUGCAGACUGUGUUCUAUACUUCAUGGUGGAUAUCAAUAGGAAAAGUACCAAUGUGGUGGAAUCAUGGGGCGGAACCAAAGAAAAGCAAGCUUACACCCAUGUCAUCUUUAAGAAUGCAACAUUCACAUUUACAUGGGCAUUCCAGAGAACCAACCAAGGUCAAGAUAAUAGACGGUUCAUCAAUGACAUGGUGAAGAUUUAUUCUAUUACUGCUACUAAUGCAGUUGAUGGGGUGGCGUCCUCAUGCCGUGCCUGUGCCCUCGGUUCUGAACAGUCCGGCUCAUCGUGUGUCCCCUGCCCCCCAGGCCACUACAUUGAGAAAGAAACCAACCUGUGCAAGGAGUGUCCACCUGACACCUACCUGUCUAUACAUCAGGUCUAUGGCAAAGAGGCUUGUGUUCCAUGUGGGCCUGGGAGUAGAAGCACUCAGGAUCACUCAGUUUGCUAUAGUGACUGCUUUUUCUACCAUGAAAAAGAAAAUAAAAGUUUGCACUAUGACUUCAGCAACCUCAGCAGUGUGGGCUCAUUAAUGAAUGGCCCUAGUUUUACCUCCAAAGGAACAAAAUACUUCCACUUCUUCAAUAUCAGCUUAUGUGGGCAUGAGGGGAAGAAGAUGGCUCUCUGUACCAACAAUAUAACAGACUUUACAGUAAAGGAAAUGGUAUCAGGGUCAGAUGAUUACACGAAUUUGGUAGGAGCAUUUGUAUGCCAGUCAACUAUUAUUCCUUCUGAAAGUAAAGGUUUCCGUGCAGCCUUAUCAUCACAGUCUAUCAUUCUGGCAGAUACAUUUUUAGGAGUGACAGUUCAAACCACAUUGCAAAAUAUUAAUAUUAAAGAAGAUAUGUUCCCAACUCCACCCAGCCAAAUACCAGAUGUGCAUUUCUUUUAUAAAUCUUCUACAACCACAACAUCGUGCAUUAAUGGCCGGUCAACUGCUGUGAAAAUGAGGUGUAAUCCUACUAAACCAGGAGCAGGACUGAUUUCAGUCCCCAGCAAGUGCCCAGCAGGCACCUGUGAUGGAUGCACAUUCUACUUCCUGUGGGAAAGUGCAGAAGCCUGUCCUCUGUGCACAGAGCAUGACUUCCAUGAAAUUGAGGGGGCCUGUAAGAGAGGAUUCCAGGAAACUUUAUAUGUAUGGAAUGAACCUAAGUGGUGCAUUAAGGGGAUUUCUUUGCCUGAGAAAAAGUUGUCAACCUGUGAAACAGUUGACUUUUGGCUGAAAGUGGGAGCAGGUGUUGGGGCCUUCACAGCCGUUUUGCUGGUAGCUCUCACUUGCUACUUCUGGAAGAAAAAUCAAAAACUGGAGUACAAAUAUUCCAAAUUAGUAAUGACAACUAACUCAAAAGAGUGUGAGCUCCCAGCUGCAGACAGUUGUGCUAUCAUGGAAGGAGAAGAUAAUGAAGAAGAAGUUGUAUAUUCCAAUAAGCAGUCAUUACUGGGAAAACUGAAAUCCUUGGCAACAAAGGAAAAGGAAGACCAUUUUGAAUCGGUUCAACUGAAAACCUCAAGAUCUCCAAAUAUAUGAAAAGACAGUGCUGUAGCCUUCAGACUAGUGAAUAAAGAGACCAGCUUUCUAGUUUCACAAGACCAUAGUUUAGAGCCUGUCCUCAUACCUGGCAUGUUGGUGACCUCACCAAGGAGGGUUCUGCCACUGAAAAGGAAUGAAGGUUGUAAUGUUUGAAUGCCUUAUCACAUGGUCAAGUAUCUUGCCAAAAAUAGACAAGCAAGUGAUUUGGGUCUCAACUGAAGAUGAAGCUAAACUCAGGAAGAGAUUUAUCUGUAUAUACAUGUUACUGAAAACCAAGGUUAAACCCACCAGUGCACUGCUAAUGCAUGCCAUAUAAUGAAUGGGUAACUUUUGUUCUUUAUAGCUUCAAUAUAAAAAGUGUGUUUUGAAGGAAGAUGUGAACAUAUGAAUUGUAAUCACAGUUAUGUCUUUUCUUUAUAUUUAAGGGGAGAUUUGAAAAAAAUUUUAAAGCUAUACUUAUUUUUUCCCAUUAUUUAUUUUCCUGACCUUACAGCAUCUUUUCUAUUAAAACUGGUGAACAAAGAAAGACAAUAUAUUUUUCAUUUUUUCCAUAUGAUAUCUUUCUUGAUUUCAUAAAGUGAAGUAAGCAGCAAUUUUUUAGGAAGACUCAUCAUGUACUAGGGUUUUCUAAACAUAAAAUUGCCUUUGAGAUUCUAUACUUACUAGAACUGGUAAGAAGCACUUGACUGAAAAUAUUGAGAACUCUUAAAAAAAAAAAAAAACAAGCAAAGGAAGAGCCUCAGCUUUGUAUGAGUAAAAAGAUGAAAGACGCUGACACUAUUAUAGAAAUCAAAUUGCUUAAAACAGUUUAGUAGUACUUGAAAUAUAAUUUAAAAUGAGUGGGAAGGCUUGUCAAACUAUUGUAAAAUUGUGAGGAAGCAAAUACGAUGACUUGUAAGAGUCCAGUUAUCUUUCCAAGGUAUUGAGGUAAUUUCCUGGUCACGAGAAAAUUGCAGUGAGACAUUUGCCCCAAAGGUUUUAUGGUCAUUUCUCUGCUACAAGACUUUAAGAAUAGUGACUUCCAUGAAAGUUUUUAAGUCAGUCAGGAAUUCAAUUUUGGAAAACUGCAUAUAAUUAUUUCAUAAUGAGAAUGUGGUUGUACCAUGAACCAUUAUGAAAUAAGUUUUCUUAUACAAAAGUGAUCCUUAUAGUUGAGAUAUUUCCUAUGAUGAGUGGUUUACAUACUAAGAUGAUUGAAUAUUGUUGGCUGAAAAAAUUUAAAUGAAGUUGGAUUUGACUAAUUUAGCAUAAGUCUUAAUUGUGUUAGGAAAGAAUGGAGUGUCCUGGCUAUCGAUAAGCUAAGGUACUCUGGUUUGUUUUAAUAAAAAGUAAUCUUUACAGGCCUUUAUUCAGAUUUUUUUUUCCCCCAUAAGAGUGGUGAUUGGCUAAACAAGACAGGGCAUAUGGGCAGGAUUUGUUGAAUGUUUUACCCCAAGUCUUUCACUGAGGUAUGACUUGUAACUUUUUAUUCAGCAGGUGUUAUCUUUAUUUUUGUGGCAAAUGGGAGAAAAAUAAAUAAUGUGUUUUUUUGGCUGGUGG
Messenger RNA from Condylura cristata (star-nosed mole), 5287 nucleotides. It is a transcript of the gene ELAPOR2, whose product is annotated as KIAA1324-like ortholog. Gene Ontology annotation, biological process: positive regulation of BMP signaling pathway. The coding region runs from base 920 to 3745 and encodes 941 amino acids. The record is from RefSeq and is a predicted model, not a curated record. The transcript is spliced from 25 exons. NCBI's taxonomy places the organism in Eukaryota, Metazoa, Chordata, Mammalia, Eulipotyphla, Talpidae.